AUGCUAGUUGUUGAAUGCAUCACAGUUCUUUGGGUACGACUAAACGAACUGCGUAAAUCGGGCGUGUUCAUUCUGCUCAACAUUACUAGUGUGGAUCUGUUAAGGAUCUUCGAAGAAGUACAACAUGCUGGAGACACUUUGCACAUUCUAACAUCCUCCGAUGACUUGGGUCUUCCCGACAAAACGAGACACGACUUUGAGUACAUAACAAAUAACUUCUGCAGGACUCCAAUCCCAGAUAGGUACUUUAUAGUCCUACAGAGCUUCCGCAAUCGUUACACCAUGGCUUACAGGGCUCCCAGCUCAGCCAGCGGAGCAGAUGCCAGCAGACCGAGGGCUCAAAGACUGGCAUCGCUUAAACGCUCCCUCAACAGGCAGUGCUCCAGAAAUUUGGCAGCGCCCUUGGUAGACAACGACAAUGCAAGUGACAGUUUCUACUGCAUCAAGGAUAGCCCUCUGCUGAACAACUUGUUCGGUCAGUAUGUGGAGGAGAGCAUUUACGUCAAAAAGUCGCACGACUGCUCCAAAUUUCAAAUGGCCUGCCUGAGAUGCUUUAAACAGGCGAAGCUGGUAGCUAAUUCAAGCAGUCACAUGAUUGAGAAAGAGGGGGUUGAAAAUUGCGGCUGCCAAAUUAAUUGCUACAAUACACCUGGUUGUUUGGGCUACUACAGUCCACCGUGCUAUCCGGAUGACCAGCAGGAGCCCUUUGAAAACGGAACAUGUGUCAAAGGCAACACAUUCAAAAUCAGUCUUUCACCCGACUAUCAAAAUGCGUCCAGUACUUUCCAGUGUCACCUGAAACGCCGCCCACGACAUGAACUUCAAGUCAACUUCACAAUUCAGAUGGGGCUAGCAGAGGUGGGAGAAGCCGCAUCUGUUAUGAGCCCAUCCAGCGUGUUGUGGAAAUAUGAACUCAGUUUACACUAUCUCAGGUCAAUUCAGCGGACGAAAGGAAUGCUGCAGAGUGAUCAGUCCGACAGUGCCCAAAGGCAAGGUGACCUUAAGGUUAAAUCGGUGCAGGUUUCAAGGCCCUUUCUCUAUAGUACUUCCAAUUGGCGAUCAGCCGGCUGUGACCUUGACAUCGGCAAUUUCUUGAAUGAGGACGAAGUGUUAUAUGGACCCACUAUAUCAUCUGCUAUUCAGCUGAGUAGAACGGAAGUGACGCCGGUUUAUCUCAGCAUUUACGCUGCAGUUGGGGAACCGUUAAGCAGCCCACUUUUACACCAAGAUCUGCUCAUAUUUCCUACUAAUGGUAACCAUUCACGCGAUGUGCAUUCCCAUUCCACCUACGACUUUUCCAUUCAACUACGAUUUCCGCGUUUGUCUAAAUUCACGGAGGACAAACGAGAAAAACAUCAACAACAACAGGGUCUACGCAAAUUAGUAAUAUCCAUUCAGGACUGUUUUCAAACCCAAAAAGUCCAAUUCUUCAUGUUUACUUCCGAGGAGCCGCUUGAAACCAUGAUGUGGGAUGAAACAUUGGGUGGGAUCGUUGAUGAAAAGGGCGAUCAUUUUGAAAAGUUAACUAAAAGUUUCACCAAUUUGUCCAUACUAUCUCGAGUGCUCUCCGCUAAGGAUGCCAACGCCGUUCCCUACCUCCAAUCCGAGGUCCCGAGGCGAAGCUUUACUUGUGCGAAGAAAGGGAUUCUCGUUGCAUACACCAGCUUUCGUGUUUUUUAUACAUUUAUUUUCACAUUCUCCGUGGCCCUCUCGAUUCUCUUCAGCUUUUGGCCCCCAGUUGGAGCUGGAAAUUCGGGAUCUGCUUCUACUUGGAACAAAGGAAUCCUCCUUCCACUCCGUCAACGCGAAGCUGCUCGUCGCGAAUCCGACACGGAGAAGUUGUUGAAUCAGCACUCCGCCAAAGCAGCGCAGCUUGUACAUGCCUGUCAAGACACUCUAAUUCGACAGAUUGUUGAUGUAGCUCGUGAGGUUGAUCGAACAGUUCAAGAGGUGCUUGAUGUCGAAUUAAAUCCCCAAAAGUCCAAAGAAAAUAUGUUUAAGAUGCUGGAAAGUUUUGUUCUCCGGCAAAUGAACGAUCUUGAUCUCUCCGUGCAAGAUUACAUCAGCCAUUUGCGUGCCGAGCUUGAUAGCAGCAUGAUGCCUGAUGUGGUACGAUUUUCAGAACUCCUCUCCAGCAUCUAUGCCUCCCAGUGGCUACUGUUUGUCAAAAGAAUGAUGAAUAGCACACAUAUUCCCUGGGAUAUAACUGCACCUGAGGUUCAUUUUGUUCCCACUCCCGAACACCUAAAUGCCCUCAGACUGAAAAUAUCUAACAUCGAAUUUGCGCGACAGUUUGGGCUUGCAGAAGCGGAAAAUUUUCUCUUCAUUCCUUCACUGAUUACGUCACAGCUCGAAGAACUGGUCUUGUCCAAAGUACCUUCGAAAACCCUUCAGCCCAAUUUUGUUCCAAGUGUUUACAAUGAAUCGGGUUCAACGACGCAAGGUAGCGUUGGUCAAACAUUUGCUGCCGAACAAGACGUAUUUAAGCCUCUGGUGCUGCGUUCUUUCACCACGUUAGAUGAUCUUGAAGUUAUCAACCAAGGACAAGCCGCUAGGGCUUCCAUCUCUACAUUUCCACCAUUGAGGCCAGCGACGAAAAGAAGACCAAGUGGUGGACUGUUUAGUCUGCAUCUCACUCCGCUCAGUUUGGGGCAACUGAGACUUACCUUGUUCCUCAUUGACUGCUAUCUGAUUGUGACGAGGUUCUACAACACCUAUGUCAGUUUGAGAGAAAUUUUGGGUGACCCAAUAUGUGGAUAUCACCAGCACCAACAGCAGAGCCCGACGACUUUCAUUAGACCAAUCAAAUCGAUGCAGGAGGUCGGGGGUUCUGGUAUCUCCCCAUUGCACAUGACCUUCGCCAAAACCAAUCAAUUUAUCGUCAUUCUUUUCGGUUGCGCAACGAUACUCUUCCUCGCAGUACUUGCGAUUUCUGUGAAUCACCGGUUUCUUCUAUCAUCUAAGAAUGCCUUCUCGAAUGAUGGUAUUAAGGCAAUCGACGAACGAGAUUUUUACAAGCACUCAGAGACACUUAUCAGGGAUCAUAGGCAUGUGGAGGACCGAUUUCGCGCGGAGACCUGUCAGAUUGCUCGACUUCUAGCAAAACCACGAUGGUCUGGAGAAACUCUGACACUUAGCAGUGAGACUUCUAUUCCAUCCGUCUGCUCCCCACCCUCGAUGAAGCCGGUCGAUGUGGAAAACCUCUUUCGACAGGAACUUUGCCAAUUUCUUCCGCUCAAACCCUCUCACCUUCCACAGUUUCUCGACCGUCCAAUCAAACAACAGUACUGGCAGACUACAAGUGCGAGUCCCAUCACCUACCUCUGGAGGGCUUUGGCCAGUUGGAUUGGUGGCUUGAGUCUCGCGAGCCCAUUGGUGGUGAGCCACUUCCUCGUCAUCGCGCUCUGUAUCGCGGUGGUGAUGUUUGGCCUCAUGGGCAUCUUCCAGUCCAUCGGUAGCCUGUGCCAUCGCCUGCAACAAGACGGGCCGGCAUUAGGUGAGCAUUGUGUUCACCUUCUCUCCGCGGUGCCGCCGCCGCUCGAGAGAAAAUUUGGGCCUCCUCCACCUCGAGUCUUCUCGGUGAUAAAUAGAACGUCCUCUUCCUCUCCUACUCCUCCAAGUCUGUCCAUCGAUGGCGUCAAGAUCGUAGACACCGCGACACUCGUUGGCGACGGCGGGAUCUGCAACGCACAGCAAUAUGUGCUAUUUUCCAAUUCUCUUCAACAAUCAGAAGCCACUUUUGUUCUUUCAACUGAGCGUUCACCGCGGUUUUGUCCCGACAAUUCGGAACCAGCUGGGGUAUAA
This is a messenger RNA of Echinococcus granulosus, 3804 nucleotides long. RefSeq lists its product as hypothetical. The transcript is spliced from 13 exons. The record is from RefSeq and is a predicted model, not a curated record. Lineage: Eukaryota; Metazoa; Platyhelminthes; Cestoda; Cyclophyllidea; Taeniidae. Bases 1 to 3804 code for a protein of 1267 amino acids.